UACGAGAUUUCCAAAGACUUGCACGCUGGACUCAUCAUGGAAUUCAACUUUGAUGACUCAAUAUUCCUUACUGAAAAAAGAUGUGCAUCUCAAGAGAAAUUAACAUCGUAUAAUGCCAAGAUAUGUUCUCCUUUGUGGUUUGAGGAUGCAGAAUCUGAUAGUGACGAGAGUAAAAUUACACAGCUGAAAUUCUCUGCUGAUUAUCACUACAUGGUCGGCAGAUACGACAAAGCUCGGCAGAAAUAUCAGGCUAUAUUAGAGUCACUUCCCCCAGGUGGAAUGUGUAUGCGGCGUGACGUGCUGGAGUCUCUCAGUCGAUGUCAUCUGAAUGUGGGAAACAAGGCAGAGGCUGUGCGUGUGGCCAGACAGCUGUUUGAACAAGGCACUAAUGAGGAUCAUGAAAUCCAGGGACUGUCACUGUUGCAUCACAUUUACACGAAGACUGAAGACUUCACAGAAGAUUUGCCUAUACUUCAGAGACUGGUAACAUUUCACCCCCAGUAUCACUUAUACUGGCUUCACAUGGGGGCGGUCUACCAGGGACUGGUUGCGAGAGGUGACUUGUCGCCUGCUUGUGAGGCAGAUCACCAUGUUAAGACGUUCACCUGUUACCUGAGAGCCAAAUUGUUACUCAAGUUCAGUCAGAGAACGUCUGGAUCAUUUGUAAAAUCUAAUCAGCUGAAUCUUUCAGAAGAGAUCACUGAAGUAAUUGAGAAGAUGGACUUUACACUAGAUGAAAAGGACAGAGCAGAAAAGGUGAGAGUUAAGAAAUUUGAAAAGUGCACAUCUGUGAACAAGAUCAAAGACAUCCUUGAAGCCAUUCAACAUUUUCUCCAGUGGUGUAUUCAUAGUUAA
Liolophura sinensis is the source of this 855-nucleotide messenger RNA. RefSeq lists its product as uncharacterized. Lineage: Eukaryota; Metazoa; Mollusca; Polyplacophora; Chitonida; Chitonidae. Gene Ontology annotation, molecular function: protein binding. The coding region runs from base 37 to 855 and encodes 272 amino acids. The transcript is spliced from 8 exons. The record is from RefSeq and is a predicted model, not a curated record.